GUCAGGAAGGGAGGAACUUUUCUAAGUGAUUUUGUAUUUUACUGUUAUAUUUUUUCCGUAAAAAAAUCUUUAUCUUUAUUUUCAACGAAUUUAUAUUACACUGUGAAUUUGGGUUGCGAGCCCAGAUCAAAUAUAAUUAUAGUUAUAUCGUUAUAAAAAUAAUUAAGAUAUAAAAGUUUGCGGAAAAGAGUAUAGCAAGAAACGGCAACAAAAUCCCAGCUGCUCCGAUAUCACUGAUGGGGAAAACAAAGAAAGAAUUCGCAGAUUAAAGGAAAUAAGAAAUCAAUAAAAUUGACUAGACAAAAUAAAAUGGUGAUCAUCUAUUAAAAAUAAAUAUUGAUGUAAAUGUGAAAGGCGAUAAAGUUCAUGCUAUAUCCAGCUACACUGGGUGUCCCAAAUUAAUAUCUUUCACAUAUGUUAACACGUGUAUAUAGAUAAGACAGACAUAUAAUUUGCCAGUGUAAAGUGUUCAAAUUUUUAAAGACGGUUAAAAGGCAACUCAAUAUAGACCAGUCGAGCAAUUAUUUGUUUUUAAAAAUAUUACGCUGCAUUGUCGUCGACCCCACUGACACUUCCUUCAAUGUCGUCUACUAAUCAACCGUUGGUAAAUAUAGAAAAUGUCGAUUUAAUCAGCACACUAUCUGAAGAUGAAGCUGUCGCUGCAGCAGCAGCUGCUUCCGUGUCAGUCGCGCCGGGAUCAGGCGCCUCUGUAGGUUCAAUGAAUGGAACACAGCUUGUAACACAAGUAGAGAUAAAUACAAUCGGACUGAACAAAACAAAGAAGAAAAAGAAAAAAUCAAGGAAAAAGUCACGGCGAGAGCAUAUAUUGUUAUCAGUCGACGAUGAUUCGGAUGAUGAUGAAGAAGUUGAUGUCUAUGACGUAGACGUAAACGGUGGAAAGACCAACGGUCAUAUUAGUGAUAUUGGUGGCAAUUUUGCCAAUUUAUACGGCGAUGUGGAUGAAAAUGAUAAGGUAGUUACCAUCGGUAACGGCACUGCUACCGAUGAGAGUGAAUUUUUCAACUCGCUCAACGGACAGUCGCAUCGUAUUCAUCAACCAAAAAAACAACAACAGCAUACAACGCAACAACUUUUGUUUUUAGAAGAAAACCCAGCGCACAAUAAUAGCAACACAAGCAAUUUCUUUUCGCUCUCAUCUAAUACAUCGCCAGUUUCAAAUAAUGGACUAGUUGUUACCACUACAGCUCAGCAUCAGCGUGCUAGUAGUAGUGGUAGUCAAAAUGGUAUAUUCAGUAGUAGCAGCAGUACAAGUAGCGUGAGCGGGAGUAAUAAUAUUGCUCACAUUUCCCCACAAUAUGGCAGUGGAGAAACAUCUCCAACACAUCAAGCUGAUGUAAAUCAGCGUGUAUCGCCAUUGUUGUCGCCAACAUUACCUUCAGUGACAGCGACAUCGCAUAAUUUUCAAACGAAAAGUAAUCAGCUGGUAUCGUCGACUCUACAUCGUCAUUACGACAGUGCUGACGACGGUGACGAGAUCUGUCUGGUGCCAGAGGUAGAUUACGAGGGCGCUUCCAUAAUGGAUGCAGGAAGUGAUAAUCGGGAAUCGCAGCCAUUGCUCGGUGGACAUGGAUACAGUAGCAGUAGCGGAGGUCGCGAUCGCAAUGAACUGACGGUCAAUACCUUUAUGGAUGAUCCCGCAUUCAAUGAAGUUGUAUUGCAAGUGGAAACGGCCAUUACUGCCGGUGUUAUGCCAGAGCGCAUCUAUCAGGGCAGCAGUGGGUCGUAUUUUGUAAAGAACGCAGAAGGUAAAAUCUUAGGUGUGUUCAAACCAAAGGAUGAGGAGCCCUACGGACGAUUAAAUCCUAAAUGGACCAAAUGGAUGCAUAAGUUGUGUUGUCCCUGCUGCUUUGGACGCGCCUGUCUGAUACCGAAUCAAGGUUACUUAUCAGAGGCUGGUGCCAGCUUGGUAGAUCGUAAAUUGCAUCUAAAUAUUGUACCAAAGACCCGUGUUGUACGGCUGGUGGCCGAAACUUUCAACUACGCACGCAUAGAUCGGCAGAAGGCAAAACUAAAGCGACGCAUCAAAGAACACUAUCCUUCGGCACAUUUCAAUCGCAUGAGUCUGCCACUUAAGACUGGUUCCUUUCAGCUGUUCGUUGAAGGUUAUAAGGAUGCCGAUUUUUGGUUACGUCGCUUCGAACAAGAGCCACUCACCGCAAAACUCGCCAACUCCUUUCAGCUUCAAUUUGAACGUCUCGUUGUACUCGAUUACAUUAUACGUAAUACGGAUCGUGGCAAUGACAAUUGGUUAAUACGCUAUGUACGACCUACAGGCACUGCAAAGAUUUCCGCUAACGGUGGAGGAUUGCGUGAGAAAUCCAUCAACGUGUCCGAACAAACACCACAGAAACAGGAAGGCGAUCAGACACCACAAAAUGCUAACAAGUCGGAUGUCAAUAAAUUAGACUCAACGGCACAGAAGCAAGAUUCCGAGCCUACCACUCCCAAUUUUGAUGUAGCCAGUGCAAAUAAACCGACUACUAGUCAAUCAGCUGAUGCGACAACAGAAGGCGCGAUUACAAUUGCGGCAAUCGAUAAUGGGCUGGCUUUCCCAUUCAAACACCCCGAUUCGUGGCGUGCCUAUCCGUAUCACUGGGCAUGGUUGCCACAAGCGAAAGUGCCAUUUAGUGAAGAGACGAAAAACCAUGUGCUGCCAUUAUUGUCCGAUAUGAAUUAUGUCGAGGAAAUUUGUACAGAAUUAUUUUAUUUAUUUCAGCAAGAUAAAGGUUUUGACAAGCGUCUCUUCGAACGUCAAAUGUCUGUGAUGCGUGGUCAGAUAUUGAAUUUAACUCAAGCGCUUAAGGAUGGUAAAUCGCCAGUGCAGUUGGUGCAAAUGCCAGCAGUAGUGGUGGAAAGAUCUCGCGGUCAAAAUAGUCGGUUCUUUUCGUUCACGCAACGCUUUCAAAAUAAGAGUCCUUUCUUCUCAUGGUGCUAACAUGAGCGUAACAGCAGCAAACCAUGCACUCAUUUUAAAAGUUGGCGAAACAAUGAAAAAAUGGAUUAAACUUGCGAAGCGCUUCAAAAGUUGCCGGCUUAAAAUCGAAAUAACAACUUUAAAUGGUUGAAUUAUUUCACUAUGUGUGUCUGAAUAAUCGAGGACUGACUGUGUUCUUACUCACUAAGAUGCUUUGCCAUUUAGUGAUACUUUUGAUAGGCUUACACACAUAUACACAGCUCUUUGAAGUACAUACCCACGUACUUACUGUUUGUUUUUUUUAGUUCUAAUAUUGUACAUACAUACAUAUAUACUAAAUAUGAGAAUAUGUGUAAAGCGAAGUACUAUUUUUAUGAAAAUUUUUGUAUAUUUUCAUAUUUGCUUAAUUUUAAUUUGAAAUUGUUAUCACUUUAGCUGAAAGAAGUUAGGAUGUACAUUGCAUAAUGUUAUUUACUUAUUAAACAAAGAAAAGCUUUCGUUUAUUCAUAUAUAAAUAGAUAUAUACAUCCACACAUAAAUACUUACUGUGUACGUAUAAAUACAUGCGGCCAUAUUAUUUAAUUCAUUGUGCUAUUUUCACUUCAAAGUUGAUUUUUUUUCAAAAACUCCCUUUUGAAGUGAAUUGAUUUGCACCGAGAGCUAUAAUAUGUCUGCUUGUUUUAUGCAUUGCCAUUCCAAUAGUAAUAAAAAUCAAAGUUUAAAGCAGGUAUUGCAAAAUUUUAUUUUAUGUAAAAAGAAAUAAAUAUUUGCUUGAAAUGUCGUGAUUCCUCUUAGUUAUCAGCGGGAACUGGCGUCCUUCUAUGAUUUAGAGACGCUAAAGUCUAUGAAUUAUAAUCUAUCAAUCGCACUCCUUCAUAUCCACCAUUUCAUAGUACG
Molecule: messenger RNA, 3832 nt
Organism: Bactrocera tryoni
Lineage: Eukaryota; Metazoa; Arthropoda; Insecta; Diptera; Tephritidae
Gene: Pi4KIIalpha
Product: phosphatidylinositol 4-kinase type 2-beta
Exons: 8
Coding region: 581-2956 (791 amino acids)
Biological process (GO): Golgi organization; phosphatidylinositol phosphate biosynthetic process; endosome organization
Cellular component (GO): trans-Golgi network; lysosomal membrane; endosome
Molecular function (GO): 1-phosphatidylinositol 4-kinase activity
Source: RefSeq, a predicted model, not a curated record